ACAAUAAUAAGAGUAACAAUUAGCAAUGGCUGUUCCUGUAUUUACUCUUCAGUUGAACUGUAAGAUAUUACCUGGUCGAGUUACCAUCGGCAAAUAUGAUGGAUCUCAUUCUUGCUUGACAGCAGCAACUACAGCUGAUAAGGUUUUAAUUCAUAGUCCUCAUCGACGACUAGGCCCAGCAUCACAAAUAACUGGUGCCACAACCUGGAGCCAAGUUAACAAAGAAAUAUCCCUUUUGAGUGUAAAUCGUAAUGUCUCUGCCCUUGCUGCUGGUCGUCUCCAUCCUGAGUUGGAACAGGACAUUCUUAUUGUGGGAACACAGUCAAGUGUUCUUGCUUACAAUGUGGAAAGCAAUAAAGAUCUAUUUUACAAAGAGGUUGCAGAUGGAGCCAAUGUUAUUGUAGUUGGGAAUUUGAGUGGAUAUGAGAAUCCCCUGGCAUUGGUGGGAGGAAACUGUUCAAUUCAAGGAUUCGAUUAUAAAGGUAAUGACCCCUACUGGACUGUAUCUGGCGACAAUGUUAGAUCACUUGCAUUGCUGGACUACGAUCUUGACGGAGAAAAUGAGCUAAUUGUAGGAUCUGAUGACUUUGACUUGAGAGUGUUUAAAGAGGAUGUAAUGGUUGGGGAAACAUCAGAAACAGAGGUAGCGACUAUUUUAGCCCCCUUAAGAGGCAGCAAAAUGGCUUACGCUCUGGCAAAUGGCACUGUUGGUGUAUAUAACAAACUUCAUCGUGUUUGGAGGGUCAAGUCCAAAAACCGUGCAGUUUCCGUACUGAGCUAUGACAUUGAUGGUGAUGGUGUCGAAGAACUUGUCACUGGGUGGUCAAAUGGAAAAGUUGAUGCUAGAAAUAGUCGCACCGGAGAGGUGGUUUUCAAAGACAAUUUCAACUGCAGCAUCGCAGGACUAGCAGAUGGAGACUACAGACUUGAAGGAAGAUCCCAAUUGAUUUGUUGCUCGGUUGAUGGUGAAGUUCGUGGCUAUGACUCUUCACGUCUUGGGACAUUGAUAGAGGGCAAUGUGCAUCAGGAUGCAGUGAGAGAUUUAUUGCAGAAAAAACAGGCUCUGCUGAUGGAACUGAGGAAUUAUGAAAGCAAUACUCGUUCAUCGGGCAAUGCCGUAGGACAGGCCAAUAUGAAUGCAGGAAUGAUACCAGCGAAAACUAGCUUGCAGACUACUGUUUCUAUUAACAUGGGAAAUAAAUCCAAGGGUCCUCAUGUGGAACUUUGUCUCACAACUAACAAUGAGACUAUAAUAAGGGCAGUGCUGGUUUUCGCUGAAGGAAUAUUUGCUGGAGAAACUCAUGUAGUGCAUCCUCAUGAUGAUGAACUGUCAUCCAGUUUGAGGGUUGCUCUCUUCCCACCUCGUGAUGUUCCCUUAGACAUCCACAUUAAGGCUCUUGUGGGUCUUCCCCGCACCGAGCAAUUCCAUGUAUUUGAACUGACCCGUCAUUUACCUCGAUUUGCCAUGUACACUCUGAUGUCAGCUACAGCACCACUUUCACAAGACCAGCCUCACAACUUUGUUUCAUUUUUCAUUAGUGAAAGAGUUCAAAGGGUCAUCCUGUGGAUAAAUCAAAAUUUCCUUCUGUCAUCUGAACUGGAGCAAGAGGCCAGUGGAGGCUCUUUAUCUGUUUCCUUCACAGCCUUGAGAGAUGGAUCACUCCUUAAUAUAUCCAUGCACCCUGCAGGGAGAGUUGUUAUAUCUACACCUAACAUGACUCUUGCUGGCGACCUUGUGCAGUCCCUAGCUUCUUUCCUCAAUCUGUCAAAUCUGCAAGUGAUAGCUGAAUUUCCUGAUGAAUUGGCUCACUUGGGAGAGUGGCUGGAAAAAGUUUCAAAUCUUCAAGAAGUCCGUAUUCAGUUAGGAGCAGAUCUUGCCCAUCGUGCAGGACUUGUUCGAAAUCUAAUUGUUCGAGCUGAGGAUGCCAGGCUUUUACCUGACUUAAAAAGCAUGCGAGAUUGGCAUUCACAACUGAAGGAAGUGAAUGACGAUCUCAUUAACAGUUAUAACAUAAGAUGCAGUAACCACAAUGAGUUACUUGAUAUUUUGAAACAAAUAAAUCUUACAAUUCAAAAGGCUGCUAGGCUGAGAGUUGGUCAAAGUAAAGCGGAUGUUGUGAACCUCAGUAGGUCAGCAUUGCAAAGCAACAAUCUACACUCUCUAAUGAAGAUAGUCAGAACUGGUGAAGCUUGAUGGUAUCUACAAUUUCUACAAAUGCGCUUUUGGAAAAAAA
This is a messenger RNA of Frankliniella occidentalis (western flower thrips), 2234 nucleotides long. Its product is annotated as Bardet-Biedl syndrome 2 protein homolog. Lineage: Eukaryota; Metazoa; Arthropoda; Insecta; Thysanoptera; Thripidae. Gene Ontology annotation, cellular component: BBSome; motile cilium; neuron projection. Gene Ontology annotation, biological process: non-motile cilium assembly. Gene Ontology annotation, molecular function: protein binding. Bases 26 to 2194 code for a protein of 722 amino acids. The transcript has 13 exons. The record is from RefSeq and is a predicted model, not a curated record.